Messenger RNA from Alternaria arbusti, 798 nucleotides. RefSeq lists its product as uncharacterized. The transcript is spliced from 5 exons. Lineage: Eukaryota; Fungi; Ascomycota; Dothideomycetes; Pleosporales; Pleosporaceae. The coding region runs from base 1 to 798 and encodes 265 amino acids. The record is from RefSeq and is a predicted model, not a curated record.
AUGUCGAACGUCAACUGGGUAUGGGACCAGCGAUACCAGGAUUACUACUGCAUCACGUUGGAUGCGUACCAACGUCCGAUAUAUCACUGGUCUAAACAGCAGGCCCAAGCGGACAUCGCCGAACCCCUUCCAAGGCAGGACUCGGGCAGUCAACAGAACAAUGGCGCAAACGUGGCCCAGAUGCCCGAGCCUGCCCCGCAGGAUGCUCGUGCACUGAGAGGCUUCAUUCAGGGGACGCCACAGACCGGCUGGUAUGAUCUUCUGGACCAGAGCUACCGAAUGAGGACUGGCUCUGAAGCUCACACUUUCUUCGUAGUCGGAAAGGUUUUCGCAAUGUUGUACACUGAGGCUGCGGGAGGAACUGCCCCUGCGUACCCAAGCGACGAUGCAUACACCAUUGUUCGGUUCAAUGAAGUGGUAUACACAAACAUCCGUCGGUUCGUGGUAGUCGCGGUUCGUCAUGGCUUCGUAAAAGCCUGUGGAAUUGGUACAUAUUCCGGGCGUGGAGCCCUUAAAGACGGUUGCAGGCCAUCCGAACAUGCCAUCGUCUACCUCCCCGGGACAGAUCCAAACUCCUGCUAUAUCCCAGGAGAGUACGAAAACGGAAUGGAUAAGGAAGCCAUUCAGAUCGAGCCGGUCGCAGCCUCCAUCUAUCUGACAAGCAAUUCCCGCAUACGAUUCGGGAAAACAUACCCCAUUGAGAAGAAUGUCAAAGUCAAAGACAUCGGCCAGGUCCAUCCCGGGCACAUAGGCAAGCUUCUCCAAUAUUGGAAGGAUGAAGAUCAAGACCAAGGCUAA